Ylistrum balloti is the source of this 2532-nucleotide messenger RNA. RefSeq lists its product as uncharacterized. The coding region runs from base 1 to 2532 and encodes 843 amino acids. Gene Ontology annotation, molecular function: protein binding. Lineage: Eukaryota; Metazoa; Mollusca; Bivalvia; Pectinida; Pectinidae. The transcript is spliced from 12 exons. The record is from RefSeq and is a predicted model, not a curated record.
AUGGCCCAUAUUUGGCUUGGAAAAGAAGAAGACCCAGAGGGAUUUAAAAUUAUCUAUAUCAACCCAGUGAAAGGAUAUGGUGUUUUCACUACAAAAGAAUUUACGAAGGGCGAUUUUCUUCUGGAAUACGUGGGAGAAACAAUUCAUGAAGAAGAAGCGUUGGAAAGAGAGAAGAAUUAUGCCAAGCGACAGAAGAAUGCAAAAUAUUCAAGAUGCUAUACCUUCUUUUAUAAACACAAUGAAAAGCAUUUUUGCAUAGAUGCAACCAACACAACAGGAAGGGCUGGCAGUUUGGUGAAUGAUGGCAUAUUGAUCAAGCACUUCAAUUGCAAAAUGAAAAAGAUAACACUAAAUGGAAAAGUGCAUUUGGCUUUAUUUGCCACAAGACAAAUCGACAGUGGGUCUGAAUUAUUGUAUGAUUAUGGAGAAGAUAAUUUGUGGUGGAGAAAGUCAUGUGAGCAGAACAAUGAAAAUUUGGAGACAUUAGGUUCUGAUGUACAAGGCAAGACUGAGGGUAAUGACAAAAUGCCAUCUGGUGAUGAUUCGGAUGUAUCAGAAGUGUUGGUUGAUAUGGAAACAGAACAUGGAAAUGACAGUGAUGUUGGCAAAAGAUCACCUGAUGUAGAUGUCCCUGCAGAUACCAGUGAUGAAGUCAAAGAUUCUGAUUGUGAUGUGCAAGGCAAAACUGAAGGUACUGAAAAAAUGCUAUCUGGUGAUGAUUCGGAUGUAUCAGAAGUGUUGGUUGAUAUGGAAACAGAACAUGGAAAUGACAGUGAUGUUGGCAAAAGAUCACCUGAUGUAGAUGUCCCUGCAGAUACCAGUGAUGAAGUCAAAGAUUCUGAUUGUGAUGUGCAAGGCAAAACUGAAGGUACUGAAAAAAUGCUAUCUGGUGAUGAUUCGGAUGUAUCAGAAGUGUUGGUUGAUAUGGAAACAGAACAUGGAAAUGACAGUGAUGUUGCACAAGUUUCCCAUGGGAAGAAAGGAGAACGAGUUUAUGACAAAAGACAAGCUUGUUAUUAUUGUGGGCAGCUGUUUGCUAAAAUUUCUGAACAUUUGGAAAAUAAGCACAAAGAUCAGAUGGAGGUGGCCAAUGUUUUAGCCUUGAAGAAAGGAAGCCAAAGUAGGGCAUUGGCAUGGAAAAAGCUAAGGAACAUGGGGAAUUUUCAGCAUAAUGUCUUGAUCCUGUCAACACCAACACAUGAUCAGGCUGAUGAUGAUUUACAGCUAAUAGUGGAUCGUCGUCCUAAGAAUGCCAUAAAUAUGGAUGAGUUCUUGCCAUGCAGUUUUUGCCUUGCAUUUUUUCGGAAAAGAGAUCUCUGGCGUCAUGCAAAGAAAUGUCCUUUAAAUAUUGCAGGCUCGUCGGAGGAGGAGACUCGUGUACAGUUAUCAUCAAAAUUACUAUUAGAAUCAUCAAUGGCAAGGAACAACAGUAAGGUAGAUCAAAAUUUUUUGACAGUUGUAGCUGGUAUGAAGAAUGAUGAGGUGCUAGAUUGCAUCAAAUCUGACAAUGGACUGAGACUUCUAGGGGGAAGUAUGAUCCAAAAGGUGGGGAAGUCCAGGUUAGCAAAUGUUAGGCAAAAGCUUAGGGAACUUGGGCGUUUAUUAAUCGAAUUGAGGAAAACAACUCCUGUGAACGGGACAUCAUUACAGAACUUUGAUGACGUACUCAAACCACAAAACUUUGAUCGUGUUACUGAGGUUGUUUGGAAUAUUGCUGGAACAACUCCGUCAGGCGAGGAAGCUUUUACACAAAGAGGACUCCCAAAGUAUGAGAAACCGUCUUUGGCACUAAAGCUUGGGCAUUCUUUGAAAAGAAUGGCGGAAAUGAAGCGAGGAUGUGCAAUUCGCUGUGGAGAUGAAGUUGCUAGAAAAGAAGCUGAGAACUACAUUACAUUGCAUACAACAGAGUGGAAUGGCAAAAUUAGUAGCCAUGCUUCUCAAACUCUGUCAGAACGCCGGCAUAAUGACCCAAACCUCCUUCCACUAACAGAAGAUGUGAUAAAGCUAAGGCGCUAUCUUCUUGAUGAACAACAACGCCUUAUUCCACAACUGAGAAGUGCUCCAUCAGUGAGCGUUUGGAGAACCUUGGCUCAGGUUGCACUUACUCGUGUGACAGUUUUUAAUAAAAGGAGGGGUGGGGAGACUGGACAAAUACUUCUGGAAACAUAUCAGAACAGAAUCAACUGGAAUGAAGCUGGUAAUGCUGAAGUACUUGGUACCCUUCAACCACUUGAGAAGAAACUCUUGGAACGACUGCAACUUGUGGAGAUUGUGGGCAAAAGAGACAGAAAGGUUCCUGUUAUACUAACUGAAGACAUGGUCAGCACCAUAGAUGCAUUGAAUGAGGUCAGAAAGGACAUUUUGUUGCAUGCGGAAAACAAGUACCUCUUUGCGGCCCCAACAACAAAAGAUGGUUUCUUGAAGGGAUGGGAUGCACUACACUUCACAACGCAAAAUGCUGGUCUUGCCAAACCCCAACUAAUUACAUCAACCAAUAUGAGGAAAUAUGUAGCUACAGUUUCCCAGACCUGA